AUCAGCCGCGGGCCUCAAGGCAACCAUCAAACCCCACUCCGACGAAGACCCAAGACAUUAGCCAACGGCGAAAGUGGAAGUGACCUGCCUUGUUGCAACCGUCGUAGCUUCCAUGAAGUUCGCUUUGCGGAGUCGACGGCCUUUGACCUUUCCACAAGCGCUUCUUUCGUCUCCGCCGAUCGUAUCGGUGACGCGUCAAUACCUUUCACAAGGGGCAGGAGCUGACACAGUAGGCAACUUUCAGGGCAAGUGGAAGGCAGGGCGGAUUGAAAAAGGGAUUCAACGCAUGAAGGAGCUCCACAGCGAAAUCGAGCGAAACUGGCUGCCCGACAAGAGGAAGUCCAGUUCCCGUCCCACUCCCCGGCCGUUCGUGAGUCUGGCAUCUUCACCUCACCGUCUCUUCACCACUGCAACAACGCUAAUGCGAACUGCUCCUACGGGCUGCAACCUUGGCAUUUUGGAUGAUCGAGAUGGAGGGAUCUUGUGCUUGUUGACAGGAUCAUCGAGAUCACGAGGCUUGCGGGCUUGCGGCUCAGUUUUCGAAGGACCAGGCGACUACACGAUAGCUACAACACCAAUUUCAACUCGGACGAUCACUGCACCCACUUAGCGAAUGCAUCACAAAGUUCACGGCGCUAUGGCCCUGAUCGGCUCAAACUUUUCAUUGAAAAGCGAAAUCGGUAGCUGGGUAUAGACUAAACCCACUUUUAUGCUUAGUCAACACGCCCAGCCGCCCAGCCCAGCCCAGCACACCGUAUACAACUGAGGCUAUAUAAUCGAUGCCCGCGCAUUGCUAGAUCUAUGUCGUCGUCGUCAUUUUUUUACGUAAAAGUAUUCAAAGUCAUCAAUCUAAUCAAUUAUCUACUACUAAGGGUAUUAAUACUAUAGUUGCCAAUAAUACUACUAUCCUCCAUA
This is a messenger RNA of Neurospora tetraspora, 915 nucleotides long. RefSeq lists its product as uncharacterized. Lineage: Eukaryota; Fungi; Ascomycota; Sordariomycetes; Sordariales; Sordariaceae. The transcript has a single exon. The record is from RefSeq and is a predicted model, not a curated record. The coding region runs from base 113 to 610 and encodes 165 amino acids.